Molecule: messenger RNA, 1581 nt
Organism: Cololabis saira (Pacific saury)
Lineage: Eukaryota; Metazoa; Chordata; Actinopteri; Beloniformes; Belonidae
Gene: mpc2b
Product: mitochondrial pyruvate carrier 2b
Exons: 5
Coding region: 206-586 (126 amino acids)
Biological process (GO): pyruvate import into mitochondria
Cellular component (GO): mitochondrial inner membrane
Molecular function (GO): pyruvate transmembrane transporter activity
Source: RefSeq, a predicted model, not a curated record
AGCGGUGCGAGUCACCUCGAGUCGUAGCCAGAGGAGCCACCGGGAAGGUCGAUGGUCGGACAGCUGCAUCCUCUCCUCCCCGAACCAAGAUCUCUCACCUGCAUCCCACGUUUGAUUCAUUCAUUAAUUGAUUGAUUGCAUCCCGUGGCUGUUAAAUACACCAAAGCUGCCAGUUUUAUCCCAGUGAUCUCCGUCGUCCUCCGUCAUGGCCGCGCUGCGAGCGUCCUACCACCGGAUCCUGGACCGGGUCGAGCACAUCCUGCCCGCCAAGCUGAGACCCCUGUACAACCACCCUGCAGGUCCAAAAACAGUUUUCUUCUGGGCCCCGGUGUUUAAAUGGGGUCUGGUCUUCGCUGGUUUGGCUGACAUGACCCGACCAGCAGACAAACUCAGCAUGUCCCAGUCCGGAGUGCUGACGGCCACAGGGCUGAUCUGGUCCCGGUACUCCCUGGUCAUCAUCCCCAAGAACUGGAACCUUUUCUGUGUGAACUUCUUCGUUGGCGGCGCAGGAGGCUCCCAGCUUUAUAGGAUCUGGAGGCACAAGCAGGACAUGAAGGCGAAGGCGAUCGAAGCUGCAAAGUCCUGAGGACUUUCCUGCCGUCGUGCUGCACCGCUGCUGACUCAAAGGGAGACCUUCUCAUCACGUCACCAUCAUCCUAUGUUGUCAUUAUAACAUCCAUGCCAUAACUGUUAUUCCACCGCAGCCUGGUGUCCCUGCUGGAAAUAUGCACUUUUCCCAAAGUUUCACAUUUCCUCAGGGUUAACCUCCCAAAAAAAACUUUUAUUUUAGUUUAUUUUUAACCGUAGUCCACACACUCUCAAGACUGUUGGUCAUCAACGCACAAAUACGACCUGUUCAGGAGGUUCUGUGAUUUAUUUAAUGUCAUGCUUUAUAUCUCGUGCACGAGCUGGGAAGUUUUUUUUUUUUUUUUUUCCAUCGGCAUCUUUCAGGUGUAAACAAUCAAUACUUUGAGCCGUUUUCCACAAAAAGAAAAACAUGCAACUCUUGCAUUUGUGAUGAAUGUGCUUUAUGAAGUGUGGAAAUAUGAAUUUGAGAAGGAUGUCAACACAUUUAUUUUCAUAUUCACUUAUUUAUAAUCUGCUUAGUCCAGGCAUCUGUACCUCAGCAGUCAUUAAAUCUUUAUUGAAUACCAUGUAAUGAUUCCUUCCAUUUUAAUAGCCUUUAGUGUCAGAAUAGAUACUAAGUUAUUAUCCCGAUUGUCUCGUCUAGCCAAAUCUGUGUAAGAUUUUGUUUUGUAAUUGUACAUCAGGAAAUAUGCCACACUUUUAACUUGUAUUUAAUUUCAGCGAGUCGUCAAGCAAACAAGGUUUCGCCUGCUAACCGCUUUUCAUCAAACUUGCCGUCAGGGUUUCUUGUUAGAAAGGUGUUUUAUAUAUUUCAUGUAAGAGUUUUGACAUUAUCCCAAUGUAUAAUUUAAAUCUCUAAUAGCAAUACCUGGUGUUAUCACUUAAUCUCCUGACUGUUUGAACAAAUGGCACUUUGAAGUCUUGAUCAAUGAGUGUAAUGGUGAUGUAGCGCUAAUAAAUAUUGUCCAACAUUUGAAGAAUGGACAUCUCAGA